CGUAUGUUAGGCGCCAUCUUUGAGGCUGGCAGCGGGGAAGGUGACGGCCUGAGUGGUGGCCCCGGCGGAUCGAGGCGACACGGUGGCGGCAGCGGCGGUCCCUGGGGUUCGGUAAAGUUCCCUGCUCGCCGGUAACUAGAGCCGUUCGUAGGCUGCAGGGGCAGGGGAAUGGCUUUUCGCCAGGCCCGGGUCCCCUCCGCUCCCCUCGGGGGAAGCAGGCCGCGUCCCCCGCGCCCGGCGGGGCGGGCGGCCCAGGCCGCGUCCCCGAGCUCUCCCCGCCGGCCUGUCCGUAGCUACCGGGGCGGGAGGGAGGGAGGGAGGGAGGUCGCUGGGGCCGUGCGGGCCCUCCGGGGGCGGUGGUGGGGGUGAGGUGUUCUCCUCGGCCUCGGCGCCCCGGGACUUUAGAGAGGGGGAGCUGCCCGAGGUAGGCCCAAGGUCCCCUCUGCCCCCGGUUGCAGGGCCGCAGCCCGGAGCGCAGCUCUCCCGUUUCUCACCCCUGCCCUUCCCCCGGCCGUUAGCCGUUCUAUGGUGCUUGGCUGCGGGCUCCCCCCUCCCCCCCCCAGCGUCCCGGUGGUUUCCCGGGGACACCGAGUCCCUUGGGCAGGCUCUGGAGAGAUUCGGGUGGGCAAAUUGAAGAUCCCAGUGCAGGUGCUUUAUGAGUAUGAGUUAUUUUCAGUUAAAACCUUGUGCCUUCCUUUUGUAGCAAUGCGUAUAAGGGGCGUGCUGUAAUGUAGUCAUCUGACAAAUUGCUCCUCCAUUCCCCAAAGGGACUGCCUUCAGGAUCUGACUAACUCUGGAUGCACCCGGUUAUCAUCUUAAUUUCUGCUUUAGGUUGUUUAAAACAACCCAAUUGGGUGAAGUUUGGUUUUGUUUCUCAACAAUUGGAUCUCAGAGGUUUCUGUUUUCUUACGUUCAUGUUGAUAAUGAAAAUGCAAAGGUGAUUUUUACUGUUGCAGGGAUCAGUACGUGGAGCCUACAGAUUGUUCCCAGAACUGGCGUUUUGGGGUGCGUGCUCAGAGAUUGAGCUCUGGGCCAUAUUUUCAAAACACAACGCUGUGUUACUUGAUUUUAAAAAAAAAAAAAAAGGACAUCUCCUAGGGAUAGGGGAAUUUGAAAUGAUAUCAGAACCACCGCUGUGGCAUGUGGUUGAAUUGGACACGCGUUAAACUGAUCAGGCUGAACAGAUAGGCUGAAUUUGUUGCUGGAUGACCAGGCGUUUCAAGAGAAAAGCUAGUCUAGAGAAAACUUCCUCUUGCUGUCGCUUCUCAUCUAAAAUGGCACCCUUCCAAAUGACUGCUUCCAGGGGAAAUAUACUCUUUUUGAGAUUUAAUAAAACAUUCAGUGAGGAAGAUGAAUUGUCAUAGUAAAUGGCUGCCAGGCCGUGGCAUUGAUUUCAGAAGUAGAAAGAGAAUGAGUGUCUUUUAAGUAUGCCUGUCUCACCCAAGGGUAGAUGUAGCAGCUUUAGCAGUCCUCUUAGUUUGGAAUUGAUUCCUGAUGCCCAUUUGGACACUGAGGAAGGAAAGCUGGUGGACAGAGAGAACGAUAGAGGAGAGACACCCACUAAAAAUAUAGGAAAGAAGGGGUUAUGCAUUAAGGGAAAGCCACUACAUUAAAAAUUGGUGCUAUCUAAAAAUUGGUUAAGGAUUUGGGACCUGCAGGUACGGCUACGCCUGUGUGUGCUGCAGUUGUGCCUGUUGCCUGGAAGAAGAGCAAAGACUUACAUUGUGUGGAAUUUCAGAUCUAUGGUUCACCUGGUGUGCCAUAUCCAGCAUAUGUUUAAAAAAAAAAAAAUCAACCACAGCAAUCCAGGUGCUCAUGUGGGGACACCGACUCUUUGGUGACAUCUCCAAGCAGAGCGUUGUGUACAUUGGGUGUGGCUAACAGCCGGGGUCACGGCUGUAAGAGAUGCAAGGGAGGGUGAGUGUGCCUGUGACGUGUCUGUGCCAGCCAUCUCCUCAGACAGUGGUUCUAGCAGUGUGAGUUUGACGUAUUUUCCCAGCUCUCACGUCGGCAGUGAUGGUGUGGCAGAGCCAGUGAGCUGUUUUUUCAGCUGGAAGAGGAGGACUGCACUGCAAAUGUGCCUGGGUAAAUGAGAGCUGUCAGAGAUUUGCUAUAGAUGUGCGUCGUGCUGGUGCAGCCAUUACAGCUGCAGCAAUAGUGGAUUCUGAAGCAUCUGGAGAAGAUGGAGUUUUCUUCAUGGAAGCAAUACUGUCAAAAGCCUUGUGAUGCCAGAAAUCAGGACAAACACAUCUGUUGUCCAGAACUUCUUGGUUGACCCUCAGUAUACCUGGCACGCUCCGUGCAAUGUUUAAAAAGUGUGGGGCAGGGCAGGGACUCGCCUCGGCACUUCCGUGUUGCCACAGUGCUUGCAGACCACACACCCUGCGCGCUGGGCCAGGGCCUAAACGUGAUGGUAACCUGAAGCUCAGGAAGCGCUUCUGGAUUUUUCUACUGUUCCACAUGAAUUUUUGCACCAUGAAGCUGAUGUAUUGAGCUAUUUCUUUUCAGCGGAUAGGCUUAGAGCCAGUUGUAGUUUAACAGCUCCAGGCUUAGCUGUUUCUGGUUUGGCUUUGCCUACUGAGCACAUACGUGUUAGGGGAAAGGACAUAAAUUUUAACCAUGGGACUCAGAGACUCUCGACUGCUUAAUGUUGUGAAGAAACUCAAGUGUGAGAAUGCACUUAAAUAACUGAUAAACAGAGCUAUUAUAAAAUUGAUUACUGAAGACACUUUUUUUUCCAAUGCCAACUUACUAGAAGUUCAUACAGAUUGUGACACUAGACAGUUUCCACUUGCAACAUGUGACUGUACAGCAUUGUAGAAGAAACAUUCUUCGUGGCUUUUGGAGAAAGCACAACACAAAAAAUAUGGAUUUAACUAUUGAUGUGUGUAACCCUGAACCAACCACGGACUACCUGACAGAGAUGGUCCACUGGAUAUCUUUCGAUACACUUCACCAGCAGAAGUCCCCUUUUAGAAAACAGGCAGCUCCCUCCCACUGGCUUUGGUAAGACUUCUGCAGCAGGAGGUGUCCUACAAGAACCGAGUUACCAAACUGAUGUGUGGCUUUCCCUUAAUCCCCUCACCCUGGCUUUCCAGCUUCUGACAACACCGCCAAUGUUGUGUGUGCAGUGUUAGGUGCCAGCUGCCAUGUUUUACUUCUAUUUUAAAAUUAAUAAUUCAGGACUUACUCCGUGACCAUAGGAGCACUGAGAACAGGUUAGCAGGUGCUUAAGAGAUAUACUUACUCAUUCUGCUAAGGCUUAUCAAGUUCUUCAGGAGCUCCAGCAUUCAAACCAUCUUCCACAGGAUCACUUGUAGCAGGAAAUAGCUGCUCAGUGAACCUCUCUCUACCUUUCAUAUGUUAAAAUGACUUUGAAACAGCAGAAGGUGGAGCAGAGGAGGGACAAUGGGGCUAUUCUCAGCUCAUUCCAGUGGUCCCAGAUGUCCAGUGGGUGCAAGAUUCUUGGCCUGCUGGUGGAGGUGACUGCAGUUCUCGAAGUCAGGUGCUGCCAUCGGUCAUGUCCUUCUGGCUUUGCAGAGCACGUGGAGACUUUCAAAUCAAAGGUGUCGCUGUCACUCUUGAACUGUGAGAUGCGUGAAAUAUCUUAGGCUUGAAGCUUAUUUUCUACGAGGUGAUGCGCUCAGAUCUGAACUCUUUGUCUUGGCCGCUUUACUAGAUCCCUGCUGUAAAGGUUGCUUUGAAGAAUUCCUUCUCCUGAGUCUUGAUGUGUCAAGCUAAAGAGAAAUCUGUACUGAAGCAGUGUCUGAUUUAAUGAGUGCUUCAGUACGAGGUUAUUCUUUGACAGUUACAGAAACACCAGGCCAAUCAGCCCUUUCAGGAACAGAUUGAUUUGCCUCUCAUUUUAAAGAAGAAUGUCCUAAUUCAGGUCCUUGAAGUGGCACAUCUUCAGAAAGUUGCUCCAGCCAGCAAGGGACAGCUGUGGUGGUUGUGGUAAUUCAUGGCUCUGACUCUCAUAGAUCACAAUGAAAGGUGACCCUAGCUCACUGGUGGAGGAAGCCAAGACGAUCAUCUGCUUUAACUUUUGCCUUCUUGGCUGGCAACCUUGCAGUCUUUGAGAAGGUCUUGAGUGCUGUAACCCCCAGUCUUAGGACAUGCCCCCAGUCUAUGUUUAGACAGUAUUUAACAGCUCAAACUGACUAAAAGAAACGUAAAGAGUAGAAAAUACGACUAUUCUGCUUCAACUUUGGACAGCUUAGCUUUAGAUUUUCAUACAGAGAAAGAGAUAUGUUAGCAAGAGGUACUUCUGUGCUUCAGACGACACGAGGAUGUGUGGUUCGCAUAAUGCACUGUUCUAUAUGUAAUUUCUGACACCUAGUGCACGCUGUGCUUUCAGCCUUCAGCUUUGCAGUUAGGGUAACGCUGACCGAUUGAAAGGGGGUGUUAGAACAUGGAGUGCCUGGUGCUCUUCCUUCCUUGUCAUCUUACUGUCCUAAUAAACAGGGGUGUUAAGCAUCUUUAAUAUUAAGAAAUUAAAGGCACAAAGUAGACCAGCAAGAGAGACUAAGUGAAAUACUUUAUGCCUUAUAACCAAAAAGGACCCAUAGGUAGGUGCAAUAAUAUUUCUCUCAUGCAUUUGUUGAGAUGCAAACACAAUUUUGUUCCCUUCUUGCUCUUCAGUACAGGACAAAGGCAGGUCAGGAAGCUGGAAAGUUAGAGCAGGGAAUAGGGCUGUUUCUUCAGUGCAAGAAGCUUCAGAAAAACAACCUUGUAAAACAAACUAGACAGACCGUCAUUGUACUAUUUAUCUUCCCUAAGCAAAGGUAAAGUUGAUGGCACUUGUUGGCAUGUUUUUCCUGACCCCUUGCUACUGCAUCUGUAAUCGUUUUGUUUUGUUUUUUUCCCCACAAAAUGAAUUCAAAAUCUCUUAAUACAAAAACUUGGCUAGACUUCUGGAGAAAAAAAGAAGUGUUUAAAAUUCUUAUCAAUGUCUAUUAGAGACCUGCUGAGUGCACCAGAGUUACUCAUUUUUAUUCAGACUUUCAGGGGUUAGUGCAGCUGAUUUCUGUUUAGCACUCAGAUUGCCAUUGUUAACUGAUACCAGUUUAAAAAAAAAGUUUUUGAGUUAACCUUUUUUAAAACAAAAGGACUUUCAUGGAGUUUAGAACGACGAGGUUUUUUGGGUUUUUGUUUGUUUUGCUUUGUUUUGUUUUAAAGUUUUACUUUUUUCCUAUUCCUUAAACAAGAUCCAUUCAAAUUCUGAACAGCUCUUGAAGUCUGCUCAGGAAUAUGGAAGGCAGCAAGCAAACUACUGAGCUGUUUGUGCAUUCAAAAGAACUAAAUCUGAGGGGACUUUUUUUCCCCGUGGUGGUGGAUAAAGUAGUGUUGCAUUACACAGAUGUCUCUCACUCCCUAGGAAAAAGAAAUGCCACCUUCUAGACCAUUAAUUCCUUCUGAUUUGUAUUUGAAUGCCUCUGCUCAGCAAAGCAGUGGUCCUUAAUUGCCGUCUAUUUAAGUGUUGGAUUGUGCAAACUGAAGAAAUCCGUGCUUGAAAUUCAUUUUAGCUAUCAAUGGUGUUGGUAACACAUUUGGAAAAAUGUUUCUUGUCAAACUUCUACGUGAAGGAGCACCACUAAUUUUUAGAAGUAGAUGCGUAGGAAUCCAUAUGACAAAAAUUCUGGUUUUGAAGGUGCUAAAGGUCAAAAGUGAAUGGUCACAUCGAUACAGAAGAAGGGAAGAAAACCUUGCACUUAACUACUGUUUUUAUUCCCAUUGUCAAGCAAUCAAAAACCAAUAACUAAUAUGAGAACCCAACUUUUCCUCUCUUUAUUUUAGAUUUGGGAAAAUUCCCUGCCAAAAAAAAAUACCCUGGAAAAUUCACUAGUGUUUGUGUGAGUAAAAGGUUCCAACCUUUUAUUAUUGAUUUGUAAGAACUAUUUCAUUUGGUUUUGUCCAAAAGAGUCAGAAAAACUUUGCACAGAAAUGUGCAGCACUUUAAUGAAAGGGGUCAGAAUCACUUUAAUUUGAACUUUAUCUGGUCUGGUUGCAGGUUUUAUGGCAUUUGGAAAAAAAAAUAAGAAUCAAAGUAUGUGACUUCACAUUUAAAAAAAAAAAAAAAAAAAAACCAAACCAAACUGCUUGUGGAUAAAUAAAAUCAGUUUCAGCUCCAGUGGCACCAAAAAAUCAUCUGCUGUUGAAUUGGACCUAAGCCAUCUUUUCAAACCUCCUGUGAUCUUGCAGCAAUGGAUAAUGAUGGAUAUAUGGAUUAGGGAACAGCAUGUGAUGGCAAACUUGUAGUAUUUGCUCUGAUGUAAAAAGAAACCAAAUUAUUUCCAAAAAUCAAAAUAAUUCAAAAUUCUUGGUAUCAUGCAGCCAUGCCACUUGCAAAGUGAGCAUUUCCCUGCCUCAAAGCUUGCUGUAUCCUUGAUCUGCUGUCUUCCUGCUGUUAAUUGAUUGCAACUCUCCGUGUCUGAUCAGGGCUAAAAGUUGUUCUUGGUACAGAUCUCAUACAACAUAUACUGUGCACGCUUGUGUGUAUAGAUAUGUUAUACUGUAUGCAUGUACAUAUGUAUGCAUAUUUGUGUGCUGGCCCCAAAAUCACUCAUGUUAUGAAGCAUCAGCCUUGAAGGCAUAUUCAUCAAAAUAUUAUGUAGAUCUUUCAUUUUUUUGCCAGUUCCCUCAAAAAUAAGAGACUUUUUAUGCAGUCUUAUGUGGCAAAUAGCCAAAAAUUCUAAUUUUUGCUAUCACUCUUGCUGACUUUAUUAUCACUCACUCUUGGUGUGUGUAUAAACACAUAUGUGUAUGUAUAUACAUAUUUGUGUAUUUAUACACGCAAGUAUGUUUUUGCUGUACAGGUAAUAAAGAUGGGGGAAGGUUUUUGUGUUUUCUUAAUAGGUGAAGAAAUCUUGAAGACCAGCAACUUACUGAAUUUUAAAUUUAAAAAAAAAAAAAAAAAAAAAUUAUCCGGCUGUGGAAGAUGGAUCCUCAUUUUUGCAGCCACUUUGAAUCACAAGUUCAUCUUUAAAUGCACUGGGUUUUUUUGUUGGUUUUUUUUUGGUUUUUUUUUUUUUUUUUGAAGAGCUAACUAACCCUGGCUGUCUCCAGUCUGACAGUAUUCAAAUGGACUUGCUUCCUCCAUUAGUUGUAAGAUGUUUAAAAGCACAUCAUAUGUUUGAAUUGUGGAUGAGAGGUUCCCUUGGCAAUGUGAGGAGGAAAAUUCUUUCUACCCCUUUAUUAUUAAUUCACGGAUUCAGUGUUGGUUCGGCCUACAGGAGAAGUUAACUGGAAGUCUUUGAAGAUCAAUAUGUUUGCUGAAGUUGUCCAGGGUUACUUUUAAAAAGAAGAUUUCACUGAUCAAGCCAGUAGAAGACUUUCAGUUCAAGAAAGAGUGAAGCCAGCUCUUGCCAAGACUGGAGGAAGUCCCUGUUGAGUGAACCCUUAGCACCUGUUCUAGGAAUUUGUCCAUUAUGUCUAACCAAGGAGAUGACUGCUACUUCUAUUUCUAUUCCACUUGUAACAAGGGAGACAGCUGUUCUUUCCGCCACUGUGAAGCUGCUCUGGGGAAUGAAACAGUCUGCACGCUCUGGCAGGAGGGUCGCUGUUUCAGGAAUAUCUGCAGAUUCAGACACAUGGAAAUUGAUAAAAAACGCAGUGAGAUUCCUUGCUACUGGGAGAAUCAGCCAGUCGGUUGUCAAAAAUCCAACUGUGCUUUUCAUCACACAAAAGGACGUUAUGUUGAUGGGCUUUUCUUACCACCAAGCAAAACUACGCUUCCAAGUCCACCUGAGUCUGCAGAAGACGAUGUGAAAAUGGCUCAGAUGUCACUGCAGCAAAACAAACUUUCUGUCCAGUCAAAUCCCUCUCCACAGCUGAGGGGGGUGAUGAAAGUGGAAAAUUCUGAAAAUGUCCCAAGUCCUACACAUCCUCCAGUUGUAAUCAAUGCUGCAGAUGAUGAUGAAGACGACGAUGACCAACUUUCUGAAGAAGGAGAUGAAACUAAAACACCUGUCCAGCAACCAACUACAGAAGCCCAUAACGGAUUGCGGAUGAUUUCCACUAGGAAAUCCAAUGCUAAUACAAAACAAGAUGACAAUUUAAAUUUUGGAAUAAAAACACUUGAAGAAAUAAAAUUGAAGAAACUAAAGGAAAAAACAAAAAAACAAGGUGAAGGUCCUUCAGGAGUUUCUGUUCAUCCACUUCAAUCUCGGACUAUUCCUGUACCAGAAAAGGAAAAUGUACGGACAGUAGUGAGAACUGUGACUCUGUCUACAAAGCAAGGGGAGGAGCCUGUGAUUCAACUGAAUCUUGCCGAGAGGCUGGGAAAACGGAAAACCUCCACAGCUGGUAAAAGUGUCAUUGCACUAAAGCGCAACCUUGCUGAAAGACUGGGGAAGAAAAUAGAGAUUCUGGAGAAUGCUGACAAAGCACCAAAGAGAGUUCAAGUCCCCAAGUCUCUGAAGGAGAGGUUAGGAUUGCCCUCUGAACAGACCAGUACAGAGACAGAGAAGGCUGCUAAGCCAGCAGGAGAGAUCCAUGUGAAAACACUGGAGGAAAUUCGUCUUGAGAGAGCUAAUCAGAGACGAGGAGAACCUCAAGCAAAACCCCAGGCUGAAGGACGUUGUAAAACAGAAGAUCCUAGCUUGGGGGCAAGACCUUCCCCUGCAGUUCGCAUCAAAACUUUCUCAGGAGCCCUGGCUGAAAAAAAACACAAGCGAUUGGAAGAAGAGAAGCAAAAAACAGACGAGUUUCCUACCAAGACAAAAGUUGAAAGUGAGCCCAAGAAGCAGAGCACACUUGCUCCAUCUGCACCCAGCAAAGUGCAGCUGGCAGAGCCGGCAGGUAAAGCCAAGCCAGUAGGCGAAGUGCGUAUUAAAACCUUGGAAGAAAUCAAGCAGGAGAAAGCUCUGCGGAUGCAACAGAGUGGAGAAAAUGUGCCAGCUCCACCAGCGCAGCCUGAACCUGCCCCAACAGGGAGGAGAUUGUUACGGAUCACAAAGCUGAUAGCACCUGGAAGAGAAGAAAAGAAGAUAGUGGAAUUGAGCAAGCCUUCUCCCAAAGCUGUCUCUGCACCUAAAGAGCCCUCUGAUCAGAGUGCAACUAAUUCUAAAGUUCAAGUGAAGAGCCUUGAAGAGAUAAUGAGGGAGAAGCGGCAACUGAGACAACGCCAAGAAGAGAAGCUUCAGAAAGAAGGAGCUGCUGUGCCAUCUCCUGUUGAGAAAGCAGUCAAGGAUAAAACUCCAACAUCAGGGAGUCCUGAAUCCACCGUGGUUUCAGGGUCAGCUUAUCAACUUGCGAAGAAGAUAUUGGUGAAAUCUCCGGAAGAUGGGGUUGAAAGCGCAGGAAAGGAUGCCGCUGUAUCACCAGGGAAACAGGCAGCUCAACUGGUGGAACGGAAAGCUAGAACCAAAUCAAAGGUGUGCCUGAAGCCUUUGGAUGGGAAAGCCACCUCCCCCACAAAGCAGACGCUGAAACGUAAGGCAGCUGAGAGUCAUCCUUCUGCUGUGGCGGCUGUGAAACCGUUGAGUACCACUGGUGGUGACACGAAGGAGCCUUUGGCUAAAAAAGCAGCUGUGGCCGUUGUUCCUGCUUUGCCAGAGGACAGCCUGGUCUCCAUGCCAGGGAGAGAAAAACCCAAAACCAGUCCUGAUGUGCAUAUUGGAAGCCAGGCAGACUCUGUGGCACAGUCAGAGGUCUCAAGCUCAACCGCAACUUCUUCACAAGUAGCGGUAAAAACACGCCGGCUGAGCUCCACAGGGGCUGGGAAAGCACCCUUAUCUGUAGAAGAUGACUUUGAGAAGCUUAUUUGGGAAAUCUCAGGAGGCAAACUGGAAGCAGAAAUUGACCUGGACCCAGGGAAGGAUGAGGACGAUCUCCUCCUGGAACUUUCGGAAAUGAUUGACAGCUGAACUCCAGAGUCUUAAGGUUUAAAAAAAAAAAAUUAAAACUUUCUAUUUUGUUGGACACCCGGAGGUCAUCCUUUUUCUAGCUGAGGCUUUGCAAUGAGUCUUAAAGCACAGUUGAACUGGUAGAAAUUAGCAGUAUCUGCACUCAUUUGUCCUAAAUUUCCCUGCUGGUCAGAGUCAAGGUCCUCUGUAACUAUCGGUGGCUACCUGCGACGUUAAGAGGACAAAGCACUUGUUUGUUCCAGGGCAGAGGCAUGCUCAUCUACAGACUGUGGUGGUUGUGAACUGAUGCACGGAUUCAGUGAUGCUCUGAAGGCUUAAACUUAAAGCUUCUUCCUUCCUCCCCCCUUGGCAAAACUCAACGUUCGGCAUGUUUCAUAGCUUUGGUAUUCUGAUUUCUUGGACAGUUGAUAUCUAAAGCCUGGAGUUACUAUGUCAACUGUUGAGUUUUAUGUAUGUGCGCUCUCAUUUUGACUUUAAUCUUUUAGGGUAACUUAAUGAAAGGGUCAGGGUGGGAGGGAGCAGAAUAAUUACUCUAGCAUUUUGGACCAAACGUGCUGCCAAGGGUGGUGGUUGGGAUCAGUCCAUCCAGCCUUACUUUUGAAUUAUCAGGGAUGAUAAAAUAUCAGCGUGGAAAGCAGCAGCUCUACAGUACAGCUAGAAUACAUACCCCCCUCCCCUUGCGUUGUACUGUACCAAAGCUUGGGGGGUUCGGUGCUUUUUGCUGAUGUGAAUAGGAUUCUGGGGCGGGUAGUCAGGAUUCCUCUUGUAGUCUGCAGUAAAUUGGCAAACUAAGAAUUGGUUUAAGUGCCUCUCGGUUCCAAGAAUCGCUUCCCCGAGCUGCCGGCUCGUUUUCUGCCGGGCAGCAGCGGCUGCUCGGACUCGUGUUCGAACACUAUCAGUGUUGUCUGACCUCGCACCGACCCAGGCCGGCUAUUUUGGAACCCGGUACUGCUGCAAGCCCGCCCCAUGCCCUGGGGAUCCUCCCUUGAUCUCCUGCCCCGCUGCUGAGGAUUUUGCUCCAGGUAGCAGGACUGGAGGUUACUGGUCUGCCUCACGUGCGGUCUGAAUUUGUGACCCUGCGGAAAAGACCUGAGACUGGGGUGUAUUGUGUACCCUGCCACCAGUGAUCGUUUUUCCCUAGCAGAUAUAUUUUGAAUUAUUUUCUUAAGUUUUUGAAGAACUUUAGUCUCUUCCUCCUAUCGUUUGUGAAGCUGUAGGGGCCCUCAGGCAUUUGCUGCUGGCAGAGGAAAAAAAAAUUGGUUGUUUGAGUUGAUUGUAAAUACUUUCUCUUUGGAAGAAAACACUUGUGUGCUUUGAUAAUCCACUGUGAUGUAUGUCUUAGUUCCUAGAGGAAAGGUUUGAAACCAAAAUUAGAAAACUGCUGUUUGGGCUCCAGAAGGGUCCGACCCUUCGUCCUGCUGAAGGACUUUCUCACCGCGAGACUUCUGCCAGCGUCGGCCGCUCCGAGUGGCUUUGGGAGAGAGGAAGGCUUCCCCCUCGCCCCAUCCCUCCUCCUGCUCUGUGGUCAGCCAUCGCUGGCCCGGGUUCCGUCCGUGGAGACAGGAUUUGGUGUAUGCCAUGGUUUCUGUAAAUAUUUUAUUCUUCCAUUUUAUAUUUGUAUUCUAUUUAAGGUAUUGUAUUAAACGUAGUCUGGCCUCCACCGCCGUCACCGGUAGUUGCGCUGUUCCACGCGACAGCACUUAUCAGUGUUUUUAAAUAAACCCGGCCUAGGAACGGG
This is a messenger RNA of Grus americana (Whooping crane), 11604 nucleotides long. It is a transcript of the gene ZC3H11A, whose product is annotated as zinc finger CCCH-type containing 11A. Lineage: Eukaryota; Metazoa; Chordata; Aves; Gruiformes; Gruidae. The record is from RefSeq and is a predicted model, not a curated record. Gene Ontology annotation, molecular function: metal ion binding. Bases 7428 to 9866 code for a protein of 812 amino acids. The transcript has 17 exons.